AUGUUUCUUCCUAAAGAUGAAAUGCUAAUUUUACAUUUGACUAUUCAUGAUGUAUACGAUACAAAAGACAAUAAAAUAACACUUGAAGAAAAACCAUACAUAAAAUUCUACUGGAAAAAUAUAAAGUAUAAAAAUUACUUAAAAUUUUUUUCAGAAGAGAUAAAUUGGUUUUGUGAAUUUUUUUUGCCUUAUAAAAUAGGAGAUUAUAUAGAAAAUUUAGUUGUUCAAAUAUGGGCUACUAGUUAUAUAAAAACAAAAAGAAAAAUAGCUUAUAAUUAUAUUAAUAUAAAUCAAGUAGAACAAAAAAGUAAAAUUAAUGGAAAAACAGAAUUAAUAGGUAGAAGAAAAGGACUUAAAAUAAUAUACAGUCUUCAAAUUAUAUGUUAUUCAUUAUAUAGAUUCAUGAAGAAUACUCAAAAGAUAAUAUUAGAUAAAAUAUCUAUUUAUAAAAUGAUGCAAAUACAUAGAAAAAAUGAAAAAAAUAAUUACUGGAAAGAAAAAAAUAACCUUUUUGAUAAAUAUCUUAUAUCAUUAUUUGAAAAAAAAAAUUAUGAAAAAGCAAAUACUGCUUUAAGAUUAAAAACAAUAAAAUCACCAAAUAUAAACACAAAAAUCAAAUCAAACUUCAAAUUAAAAUUAAAAUCAAAUUUAAAAUAUAAAUUAAGAUCAAAAAUAAAAUUAAAAGAUAAGACAAAAGAAAAAGUAAGUUUAAAGAAAUCCAAAAUAAACUCAAAAACACGAUCAAACUUAAAAACAAGAAAAAAAACAAAAAAAAUCACAAAAAAAAAAAUAAAAAUAAAUGGAAAUCCAAAAAAUAAUAAUUCAAGUUCAGGAAGUAAAAAACAUUUUUUAAAUAUAGGCUAUAAAAUACAUAAAUUAUCAUCUAAAAAAAGUAUUAAAUUUUUUAAUUUUAAAUUUCCUAUAUUGAAUAAUGAAAAUACUAUUUUAAGAACUACAACAAAUGGUUCAAAUAAAAAUUUAACUUAUCCAAAUUUUAACAAAGCUAAAUGUAUUUAUUACUUGUUAAAAAGAAUAAAAAAAGAAAAAUUAUCAUGA
Molecule: messenger RNA, 1056 nt
Organism: Plasmodium relictum
Lineage: Eukaryota; Apicomplexa; Aconoidasida; Haemosporida; Plasmodiidae
Product: conserved Plasmodium protein, unknown function
Exons: 1
Coding region: 1-1056 (351 amino acids)
Source: RefSeq, a predicted model, not a curated record